This is a messenger RNA of Cicer arietinum (chickpea), 4167 nucleotides long. RefSeq names its product probable disease resistance protein At5g66900. Lineage: Eukaryota; Viridiplantae; Streptophyta; Magnoliopsida; Fabales; Fabaceae. Gene Ontology annotation, molecular function: ADP binding. The record is from RefSeq and is a predicted model, not a curated record.
ACUACCACGCGGCUAGAAUUAACUAAGAACGGCUUAACGCGACAAAGAAAACGCAGAGAAACUCAGUUGCAACAAAGAACGAAUCUUCAUGAUAAUAAUUCAAUAAUUGAUGAUACUAUAACUAGCUAUUUUUGCGUUCCAAAUUCCAUUAGCUUUCCAUUUCAAUUCUGCUCGUUGUUGCUUUCGUCAUCAAAACUAAAGAGAAAUUUCAUGGAAUUAGAAACAACAGAGCUAGAUGUUCUUACAUCACAACUUCAACAAACAUUCAAACAAGUUCAAGAUGACCGAACUACGAGGCGUUAUCUUAAGUCAACCCUAAAGGAUUUGACUCCACUUGUUCAAGAAAUUAAACAAUACAAUGAACAAUUGAAUCCACCUAGAGAAGAAAUUAAGACUCUCAUAAGAGAAAAUGAUGCACAAGAUAGGGGAGAAGAUUCUAUCAAGAAUCUUUGUUGGCAUAAGUUUAUGUCUUGGAUUAAGAUUUGUAUAGAUGGAGUUUGGCAUAAAAGGAAUGGUGAUUUUGAUGAUUCCUAUGUUGUUGAUAACAAAAGAGCUCUUGUAGCAAAAGAUGUUAAGGAUACACUUUAUAAGUUGAGAGAAAUUCUUGAGAUUCUCAAUAAAGAGGAUUUUGAGAAGAAAGUAAUUGGAUCUAGAGGAGGAUUAGUUUUCAAGGGUCCUUUUGGUGUUCGUGACAACCCGGAAUUCACGAUUGGUUUUGAUUUACUGUUGAUCAAGUCAAAGAUGGAACUUCUUAGGGAUGGCAGAUCUACACUUGUGUUGACUGGUUUGGGAGGAUUGGGAAAAACUACUUUGGCUACAAAGCUUUGUUGGGAUGAACAAAUCAAAGGUAAAUUCAAGGAAAAUAUUUUAUUUGUCGUCUUUUCAAAAACGCCCCAGUUGAAGAUUAUUGUAGAGAGACUAUUUGAACAUUGUGGAUAUCCAGUGCCUGAGUUUCAAAGUGAUGAAGAUGCAGUUAAUAGAUUGGGACUUUUGCUGAGGAAAAUUGAGGGAAGUCCAAUAUUGUUGGUCCUCGAUGAUGUUUGGCCUGGCUCAGAAGACCUCGUUGAGAAGUUUCAAUUCCAGAUAUCAGAUUAUAAAAUUUUGGUGACUUCGAGAGUUGCAUUUUCUAGAUUCGACAAAACAUUUAUCCUAAAGCCUCUUGUUCAUGAAGAUGCAGUAACCCUUUUCCAUCACUACUCACAGUUGGAAAAAAACAAUUCAAAUAUUCCCAACAAUGAUUUUAUCCAAAAGGUUGUGGGACAUUGCAAGGGUUUACCUAUCGCCAUUAAAGUGAUUGCAACAUCACUCCGUAAUCGGCCAUAUGAGUUGUGGCAAAAGAUUAUGAAGGAACUUUCACAAGGUCAUUCUAUACUUUAUUCUAAUACUGAAUUACUUACUCGCCUCCAAAAGAUCUUGGAUGUUUUGGAAGAUAAUCCCAUCAACAAGGAGUGCUUCAUGGACCUAGCAUUAUUCCCUGAAGACCAAAGAAUUCCUGUUGCUGCUCUCAUUGAUAUGUGGGCAGAGUUGUAUAGACUAGACGAUGACGGCAUAGAGGCAAUGAGCAUUAUCAACAAAUUAGACUCUAUGAAUCUGGCUAAUGUCUUAAUAGCAAGGAAAAAUGCAAGUGACACAGAAAAUUACUACUACAAUAACCACUUCAUCGUCCUUCAUGAUCUUCUAAGAGAGCUUGGAAUUUAUCAAAGCACUCAAGAACCUAUUGAAAAAAGAAAAAGACUGCUUAUUGAUGAAAAUGAGAACAUACGUGAUCGCUGGCUUGCGAAGAAGCAGCGAGGCACAAUGACCCACAUAUUGUCCAAAUUUCAUAGAUGGUGUGUUAAACCGAAACCUCAGCAGGUCCCCGCCCGCACAUUGUCUAUAUCAACGGAUGAAACUUGUGCUACAGAUUGGUCCCAAAUUCAACCAGCUCAGACUGAGGUUCUGAUUUUAAAUCUUCAAACCAAGCGGUACUCAUUUCCGGAGUUGAUGGAGAAAAUGAUCAAACUAAAAGUUCUCAUAGCCAUUAAUCACGGUUUCCGUCCUUCUGAACUAAACAAUUUUGAGCUACUUAGCUCUUUAUCCAACCUGAAUAGAAUCAGGCUAGAGGGGAUAUCUGUUCCUUCCUUUGGCACAUUGAAGACUCUGAAAAAAUUAUCCCUCUACAUGUGUAAAACGAAAUUGGCUUUUGAAAAGGGUAGCAUCCUAAUUUCGGAUGCAUUUCCAAAUUUAGAAGAUUUCAACAUUGACUAUUGCAAGGAUGUGGUGGCAUUGCCUAAUGGAGUGUGCGAUAUUCUCCCAUUAAAGAAACUCAGUGUUACUAAUUGCCAUAACCUUUUUUCACUGCCCCAAGAAAUUGGAAAGUUGGAGAAUCUGGAACUCUUGAGGCUGAUUUCCUGCACUGAUUUGGAAGAGCUACCAGAUUCCAUUGAUAGGCUUUCAAAUCUAAGACUACUCGACAUCUCGAACUGCAUAAGCCUGUCAAGUUUACCGGACGACAUUGGCAAUCUGCGUAAUCUAAGAAAUCUCUUCAUGACUAGUUGUGCAAGUUGUGAAUUGCCAUUCUCAGUCGUCAAUCUUGAUAAUUUAAAGGUGAUAUGCGACGAAGAGACGGCUGCUUCAUGGGAAGCUUUCCAAUUUAUGAUUCCCAAUCUAAUUAUAGAGGUUCCUAAAGUUGAUGUCAACUUAAAUUGGCUUCAUGCAGUUCGCUCCUAAAACCUGCAUGCACUCUUCUUCUGCUUUUGGAAGAUGUCGUCGAAGACACAUGAAAGCAGACAGAGAAAAUAUUUGGCUUUCUAUUAAUGAACUCGCCAAACAAGAAUAUAUAUAGAUAAUAUUCCAAAUCCGAGGAGAUUUGUCAAUUUUCAGGCCAGCUAUUUUGAGUGGUUGAUCACCUAUGAAGCACAAAUACGACACCGACACCGACACCGACACAGAGACACCAAUAAUAGUUUGAUAAAUGAAUUAAUUGAAAGUAAUUACAUAUGUUGGUGUCGUGUCAAUAUCGAUGUUGGACACCAGACACACCUUUGACUAGAAUGUCUGUGCUACAAAGUUGAUCACUUGGCAACAUUGAGAGUCAUUUGAUUAUUGAUUCUAGUAGCUAGCAAUGUGCUUACAUGUCUCAAAAAAGGCUUCUAUGUUUAAGAUCUGCGGGUAGGAAGGAAUCAAAAACAAAAGAGUCGACAAAGAGGAAGAAUAACAGGGAUACUGAUGGUAAGGCACAUAUAAAGAAAAUGAAAAUCAAUGAUGAUUCUUCUUCAGCACCUGCUGCAUCUGAGGUGGACAAUUUACAACUAUGUAUGCGAACAGAGGAAGUGUGACGUGGUGAUCAGACAUUGGUUUAGAAUAAAAUUGGCAGGGGAAGAGGUAGAGGUGUAGGAGUUAAAAGAGUUGUGAAAUUGAAACAUUAUCUAGUAGUAUUAACAUUGACAAUCAUGCGCCAAGAGCACAAGUUGAUGUGUCAAAAAUUCCAGUUGUGCAAAGGCUAAGCUUCAUUCUGAUCCUUCUAAUACGUGAAUUGAAAAUAUGAAAUACAGUGCUCUUUCAGGCUUCAAGUUAUUUACUGGAGACAAGAGGCUCCCCUGCUCUAUCCUUGUUGAUAUGGAGGCAGAACUCCAUGAUGAAGAUGAUGUGAGUGCAAUGGAGAAAGUUCACUAAAAUGUCAACGUGAACAUGGUUGAUAUUAUUUUUUUGUAAUACACAAUACGUGGCCUGGUGGGGUUGCUCUUAAAACAAUCUGAUAUUCUGUGUGAUUUUCUUGUAAAGGCACUAAGUGCCACUUGUAAAAUUAUACACAUGAAAAUGAACCGUUGAUUUUUCUGUUUGGCAAUAAAGUAAGAGACAUGAUUGGUGAAUUUUGCACCAUUAGGCGUCAUUGGGUGUAACUAGUACUUAGUUUUAAUUUUUCUCUUUUGAUUUUUUAAUAAUCCGAACAAGGUUAGUUCAAUAGAGUUGUCUUACUCAUUCACAAGUCUUCAUUACAUAAAACACAUUGACAUCAUUGAUUGCAUAAGCCUUUGGUAUAUCAAUUAAAGGUCGAUGUCAGAAAGUGGUUGUUUGACAUUAAUCAGGGGUUCAAGGGAUGAGCUUCUAGGCUAGAAUGGUGUAUUAUAGAUUUGAUAUUUUUAUGUAACUUAAAGACUAAGCUAUGUAUUUUGCCUUUAUUUCUUA